AUGCGCCCUAGGCAACCGCCUAUGUCGCCUGUACCAGGAGCCCCUGGGUGGAGGAUCGCAAGAUCCGCCGACAUGGAGAGAGUGUGCGUGCUGCUGAGCACCCUGGCUGCAUCAGUGCAAACCCACCAACUCAGAGAGGCCACCGUGAACUGGGAUGCUGCCCAGAAAAGUGUGAUCCUGAAGGAGGGAGUGAUUGAGACAGAUGGGGGAGCGUACGGAUUCUUCAAUGACACUCUGCUCCUCUCUGGAUGGGGCGUGUUGGAAAUCCGCGCAGGUUAUGGAGGAAUCCCACAGGAAGACGAGACCACCUUCUUCCUGGCUGGUUACCUGGAGGGUUACCUCACUGCUGGACAGAUGUUCACUCAUUACUCCAACAUGUACCCUCAGCUGAUUAAGAAUGAGAGCGUUCUGAAUCCACUGAAGACGUUUUUGAGUACGCAGGACCGGUGGGCCAGGGAGCAGGUGAAACUUAAAAGAAACCGUGACCUCCUGUGGAAGCAUCUGGGACUGAUCCUGGCCCAGCUGGACGGACUCCAUGCCGGAGCUGCACAGUGGGCCAAAGGCAGACACAGAGAGCCUCUGUCAGCGUUUGCGGUCCAGUUUCUGAAUGGCGUCGGUGACCUCCUGGACCUGGUCCCGGCUCUGACAGCUCGCGCCAACUCCUCAGCGGGGGGCGGCACUUUCAGGAUGCCAGGAAUGGGCCACUGCACUGCUCUCAUAAAGGUGCUGCCAGGCUUUGAGAACCUGCUGUUCGGCCACUCUAGCUGGUACACUUACGCAGCCACCACGCGCAUCUACAAACACUGGGACUUCAAGGUCAUUGACACACACACUGCCACUGGAAGGAUGUCAUUCAGCAGCUAUCCUGGCUUCCUGAUGUCCCUGGACGACUUCUACCUGCUCGGGAGCGGCCUUCUAAUGACUCAGACAUCCAUCGGCGUGUUCAACGCUUCCCUGUUCUCCCAGCUUGGCCCUCGCAGCCUGCUGGCCUGGCAGAGGGUGCGUCUGGCCAACAGCCUGGCGCACAGCGGAGAGGAGUGGGCGCAGGUUUUCUCCAAACACAACUCAGGUACAUAUAACAGCCAGUACAUGGUGUUGGACCUGAGCAGGGUCUCCCUGGGUCACAGCAUCCGGAACGGAGCUCUCGUUGUGGUGGAGCAAAUCCCUGGGAAGGUGAUGCACUCCGAUCAGACUCAAGCUCUACGCAGAGGUUAUUGGCCAUCCUACAACAUACCAUUUCACGUUGAAAUCUACAACCUGAGCGGGUACGGCGCGAUGUGGAGGAGAUACGGAGUGGACUUCUCUUAUGACCUCUGUCCCCGAGCCAAAAUCCUCCGCAGGGACCAGGCCAGGGUGUCGAACCUCAAGUCCCUGAAACACAUCAUGAGAUACAACAACUACAAGAGAGACCCCUACUCUAAGGGCCAUCCAUGUAAGACCAUCUGUUGCCGUAACGACCUGAGACCAAUGAGGCCACGCCCAGGAGGUUGCUAUGACACUAAGGUGACAGACUACCAGAUGGCUCUGCAGCUGGUCGCGGAGGCAAUAAACGGCCCCACGACACAGGGGGGUCUGCAGCCGUUCUCGUGGCAGUCCUUCAACCUCACAACUCAUCAGGGUCUCCCGCACACCUACAAUUUCCCCUUCGUCGUCAUGAGGCCCGCACUGCACCGGCCCUGAGAGCACAGAGACAGAAGAUGACAUGAUCUGUCAACAUGACAGUCAGAGUACAUAUGAGAUAACAGAGCACAAUGUAAAAGACUGACAAUAUAGACAGUAUCUUUAAAGGAACAGUGUGAGGGAUGUAUUGGUAGAAUAUAACACUUAAAAGCCGUUUUCAGACAUGACCUGUGGGGUCAGGGAAGGAAGUGACGUAUUAACUCUGCUGCUUAGUUUGUGAGUUUGUUUACAUCACCCAGACACCGUCAUCUGGUCGGAUCACCACAAACUCUCUUGACAUCUUUGUCUUUGUCUUCUACGUUUAUGACACACCUUUUUCACUGGGAGAUACUUAUUUUCUUUUUGUUUCUUCAUGUAUGCAUCUGUAGUGUGUUAGAAGUGCUUUGGCUUUACUUUUGGGAGCUGUCAUCUUUAUACUCAAUCUAUGCCUGAAACUAAAAAUGUUUGUCCUUUGUUACCUUAGACUGAGCCCUCUAUGUAAAGACAGGAAGCCGGUCCUCUUCCACGGAAUAUGCUAUUUUUCUACAGUGGCCCAGCACAGACAAACCAAGCACAAAGUCAAGAGAGGGGUACUUUUGUAGCAAAAUGCAACUUUGCCAGUAGAUGCAACUUAAUCAGCCAAACUGACUAUGUAAUAAUUACUGUUUAUUUCACUUCACUUUACUUAAUUUACAGCUGUCCAGUGUGGAGUCUACUUGAAUUAUUAGCGUUAUUAAUGUCUUUUACAUUGAAUUUACCUGAGGAGUAUAGAUCUAUUAACAUAGAGCGUUAAAAAAAUAGAGCUCUUCAAAGUUGUGGAUCAGGGAUAUGCUAUACAUUUUGACAUAUCUAUAUUCUGAUAUUAAUGUAUAUCUUUUAUUAUUUUAGUUUUUCUUCUAUGUAAUGUUGACUCAGCUUUGCUCUGUAUGUAGCAAAUAUAUUUGACUAAUAACAUGAAGCAAUAAAAUCUGGAUACGAAAGUG
Molecule: messenger RNA, 2642 nt
Organism: Platichthys flesus (European flounder)
Lineage: Eukaryota; Metazoa; Chordata; Actinopteri; Pleuronectiformes; Pleuronectidae
Gene: plbd1b
Product: phospholipase B domain containing 1b
Exons: 11
Coding region: 1-1680 (559 amino acids)
Biological process (GO): phospholipid catabolic process
Cellular component (GO): extracellular region
Molecular function (GO): glycerophospholipase activity
Source: RefSeq, a predicted model, not a curated record